Messenger RNA from Colletotrichum truncatum, 1365 nucleotides. Its product is annotated as Mannose-6-phosphate isomerase 1. The record is from RefSeq and is a predicted model, not a curated record. Gene Ontology annotation, biological process: carbohydrate metabolic process; GDP-mannose biosynthetic process. Gene Ontology annotation, molecular function: zinc ion binding; mannose-6-phosphate isomerase activity. Gene Ontology annotation, cellular component: cytosol. Lineage: Eukaryota; Fungi; Ascomycota; Sordariomycetes; Glomerellales; Glomerellaceae.
AUGGUCUUGCAAGUCCCCUUAUUCAAGCUCCAAUGCGGAGUCAACUCGUACGAAUGGGGAAAGAAGGGAGAGGAAUCAGCUGCUGCUCGCUUUGCGGCCACGACACCAGCUGAGGGCUUUAGCAUUCAGUCUGACAAGCCCUAUGCGGAGCUUUGGAUGGGUACUCACCCUUCUAACCCCUCGAAAGACGUCCAGUCCGGUCGUACCCUUCUCGAUCUCGUCCAAGACAACCAACAACUUCUCUCCGCCCCCGUCUCUUCUAAAUACGGCUCGAAGCUCCCUUUUCUCUUCAAGGUGCUGUCCAUCAACAAAGCCCUUUCUAUCCAGGCCCACCCAAAUAAAAAACUCGCCGAGAAGCUGCACGCCCGCGACCCCAAGAACUACCCCGAUGACAACCACAAGCCAGAGAUGGCUAUCGCCAUCACCCCAUUCGAGGGCCUGUGUGGCUUCCGACCCCUUGCUGAGAUAUCCCAUUUGCUCUCCACCAUCCCACCGCUCAAGAGCCUCGUGAAGGAGGACAAGGCCGACGAAUUCAUCAACACUAUUAAGGGCGAGGAGGAUAGCGAGUCUCCCGAGACCAGGGAGCGAAACAAAACAGCUUUGCAGCACGUCUUCGCCUCCCUUCUAUCUGCCACGACCGAGGAGAUUGAAAAGGAAACGGAGCGUCUUGUCUCCCUUGCCAAAUCAGAAGGCAGCAACUUUGCGGGCGGCGGCGCCGGUCCUAGCGAUGGGGAGACCCUUUCGGAGCUGACGGUCCGUAACCACGCUGCCUUCGGCGCAGACAUUGGUCUCUUCGUACUCUUCUUCCUCAACUACGUCAAGAUGGAGCCUGGAGAGGCCAUGUUCCUUCGCGCCGACGAUAUCCACGCCUACCUUUCCGGAGACAUCAUUGAGUGUAUGGCCGCUUCUGACAACGUCGUCCGCGCUGGCUUCACCCCCAAGUUCAAGGACGUGCCUACCCUCGUCGACAUGCUCACCUACAAUUACGCCCCCAUCGACGAGCAAAAGAUGUCGCCCUCCGAGUAUCCCUACGCCACUCUCAACCGUGCCGCCUACAGCUCCGGCUCGGCCGUCAUCCUCUACGACCCGCCCAUCGAGGAGUUCAGCGUUGUGCGCUCGCUGCUCAAGGGUGACGGCGCCAAGGCCACCUUCGAGCCGCUCGAAGGACCUAGCAUCGUCAUUUGCACGUCAGGCAAAGGCACCAUCGCGGUGGGGCCCACCGUGGAGAAGAUUGGCGAGGGCCAUGUCUUCUUUGUGGGGUCGACGGCAGAACUGGUGCUGCAGUCCGAGGGCGGUCCCGAAGACGAGUUCGUCACGUUCAGGGCAUUUUGUGAGAUCGAUGACAAGGCGGAGGGAAAGUUAUAA